Molecule: messenger RNA, 2458 nt
Organism: Olea europaea var. sylvestris
Lineage: Eukaryota; Viridiplantae; Streptophyta; Magnoliopsida; Lamiales; Oleaceae
Exons: 4
Coding region: 1857-2330 (157 amino acids)
Source: RefSeq, a predicted model, not a curated record
GAUUGUGGGAGUAGAUGGUGCAACAGUGCCCAAGGUUGGUAUGAAGUUCAACGACGAAAAAGAUAUAUAUGAUUUUUACAAAAGAUAUGUGUACAACGUAGGCUUCCCAGUUGGAAAAAGGAAUUCGCAAAAGGAUGAUUAUGGAGUUGUGAAGUAUGUUGUGUUCACAUGUAGAAAUAGUAAUGCAACUGGUUCUUUGAAGCCGCACGCUACCAUUCAGACGGGUUGCAAAGCAAGAAUUACUGCUUCUUUAGAUGCAUGUGGAAUAUGGAAAAUAAACACAGUCAAUCUCAAUCACAAUCAUAAAACAAGUCCUUCCAAGUCAAAGUUGUAUCGUUGCAACCGAGAGUUGAGUUCCCAUGUCAAACGACGACUUGAAGUGAAUGAUAUGAUAGGGAUUCCGCUGCAUAAAAGUUACCAUGCUGCAGUUGUAAAAGCGGGUAGGUAUGAGAACUUGACUUGCAUAGAAAAGGAUCGUCGAAACUAUGUUGAACAAGUUAGGCGGUUACGACUUGGAGACGGAGAUGCCGCAGCAAUACAAACCUACUUUUCGAAAAUGCAAGGAAGGUGUUCAGGUUUUUACUUUACUAUGGAUUUAAAUGAUGAGUCGUGCUUGAGGAAUAUUUUUGGACUAAUAAUAGGAGUAGGCAAGCAUAUAAGGAGUUCGACGAUGUUGUAACAUUUGAUACCACGUACCUAACUAACAAGUACGACAUGUCAUUCGCACCUUUUGUUGGGAUUAAUCAUCACGGAAUGCUACUUGAUUGUGGUUUGGUGUCCAAUGAAAGUACGAAAACAUUUGUGUGGUUGUUCAGGACUUGGCUUCAGUGCAUGCAUGGCCAAGCUCCUAAGAGAAUUACCACCGAUCAAGAUAAGGCCAUACAAAACGCAAUUCAGAUCGUUUUUCCGAACACUCGGCAUAGGUGGUGUUUGUGGCAUAUAUUGAAGAUGUUGCCAGAGAAGUAUGGAUACCACACCAAUAAGGGUGUGAUUUUCUCUACUCUACAUGUGUUGGUGUAUGAUUCUCAAAUCGGUGAAGAGUUCGAAGAGGGUUGGGAAGCGAUGAUCAAUAACUUUAACCUGCAUGAUGAUGACUGGUUAUCUAGAUUAUACGCGAACAGAGGUCGUUGGGUACCUUGUUAUUUGAAAAACACAUUCUGGCCUGGAAUGUCGACGACUCAGGGCCAUGAGAGCAUGAAUGCGUUUUUCGAUGGAUACGUACAUUCGAAGACAUCGCUCAAGCAAUUUGUCCAAUAAUAUAAGCGAGCAUUGAGUAAUAAGGUGGAGAAGGAGUUUCAAGCGGAUUUCAAGUCCUUCUCGCAAAUGGUACCAUGUGCUACGAAGUAUGGAUAGAGAACCAGUUUCAACUAGUUUAUACGAUCUCAAAAUCUAGGGAAGUACAAGAGGAAUUUGUUGGGAAGGUUUACUGCGAGGUUUCUUCGUCGGAGGGCUGCUUGGGGACUACAUAGGAAGUAUGGAAGGAUGUCAUACGUGACGACUGGGUUGACAAGAAGAAGUCCUGUGUCACAUUUCAGAAAGAGAAUUGUGAAGUUGUAUGCAGCUGCCACUUCUUUGAGUUUCGGGGAAUAAUUUGCAGACGUGCAAUCACUGUAUUGCUCUGUAACAACGUGAAGUCAUUGCCUAACACCUACGUAUUACGGAGGUGGAGGAAAGACGUCGUCAGAGCUCACAGAAGGGUUGCAGUUAACUAUGAUGGUUUAAGUAGCACCCCGACACAAUUAAGAUAUGACAAGAUGUGUCAAUCAUUUGCUAGGCUUGUGAACAUAACUGCAGAUGAUGAGAAUGAAGUCCGAUCGAUACUGGAGUAGAUAGAAACCAAAGAACUAUCAGUUGGGAUGAUGAGGUCGAGUCGUGGAAGUAAUGCCAUGUCCCAGUACACGGAGCGAAUAGCUUCGGAGAGUGGAGCAUCACAGCAUUAUGGUAAAGGUAGCAUACAUGAUCCAAUAUGCUCAAAGAGAAAAGGCUCACCCAGGAAACUGCGAAGGAAAAGCGAUUUGGAAUCGAGUUCUACUAAGACAAAGGCAAAUUUGAGUUCGGCCAAGGAAAGGAGAUCGAAGGCACACCUAGAUCAAAUGGGAGACGGUGCACCAAUAAUUCAGUCGCACCAUCAAGCUCAGUACUACAUGCCUCCACCGAUGUCAUAUUCACAAAUCUUACUGGGUGGUGAGAACUAUCACGAGCUUACACAACACAUACAGUCGCCCAAUGUCAUUUCUCCCGCUUCAGCAAGUGUUACAUGGAAUAGUCAAGGGAACGCAAUGCCGUAUUACUAUCCGAAUGUGCCUGAUGAACACGGCGCAAGUUUCUGACAUUGGAUGAAGAGAACUACUGGAUCCGCGCAUCUAGCGAUGUAAUAGGUUAUGAGUGGUCGAAAUUAUUGAGUUGUAUGAUCUUCAACUUAUUGGUGCAAUGUUUAAGUGUUUUAAAUAAAAAAAUG